AUGUCAAAUUCAACAGAAACGGAAAGUCUUUUUUCGGAUAUUUUGGUUGGCAAGUUACGCAAACGAGUGAUGGUCUUCAGUACAGCUUCUUAUCAGUUUCUGUCGAAGAUAAAGCGGCUUAUAGUCAAGCAGCAGGGCCCCACUCUUAAACAUCGAAACACCAAUGGAUUGUAUUCUGGUGAUGAGAUUGUGUCUUUACAAUCAAUACUAAACAGUCUUGUUGAUAAUUAUUUGUCAUCAAGACCUUCUACUCUUCCCCAGUUAUCGUCAAGGAAACCAAAGGCUGUUUCGAUCGAAGACGGUAAUCAGGGAAUUGGAGCGUUGAUCCCAUCCCACACUCAUGAUCCCAUCCCAUCCCAUACUCAUGAUCCCAUCCCAUCCCAUACUCAUGAUCCCAUCCCAUCCCAUACUCAUGAUCCCAUCCCAUCCCAUACUCAUGAUCCCAUCCCAUCCCAUACUCAUGAUCCCAUCCCAUCCCAUACUCAUGAUCCCAUCCCAUCCCAUACUCAUGAUCCCAUCCCAUCCCAUACUCAUGAUCCCAUCCCAUCCCAUACUCAUGAUCCCAUCCCAUCCCAUACUCAUGAUCCCAUCCCAUCCCAUACUCAUGAUCCCAUCCCAUCCCAUACUCAUGAUCCCAUCCCAUCCCAUACUCAUGAUGCCAUUUCACUCAGAUGA
Molecule: messenger RNA, 675 nt
Organism: Condylostylus longicornis
Lineage: Eukaryota; Metazoa; Arthropoda; Insecta; Diptera; Dolichopodidae
Product: circumsporozoite protein-like
Exons: 1
Coding region: 1-675 (224 amino acids)
Source: RefSeq, a predicted model, not a curated record